UAUUAGAUCUAUUGAAUGGAAUGUAUAGGUUGAUAAAAAAUAAGGAUGCGUAUCCCAUAAUAAGUCAAGUCUACUUUUAAAAGAGCACGGUGAAUCGACUGAAAAUAAUUGCAAUACGAUCUGACGUAUAAAUUAAUUUAUGUAGGCUUAUAUUAGAAGUGACGAUCAUAAUUAUUAGUAGUAUUAGUCACGAAAUUCAAUCAGCGGAAUUUACUACUUGAUGGAUAGACAACGAUCAUCUAUAGAUCCUUCUAAUUAUAAUGGUACUCCUCUACAAUUACCGACCAAGAAAAAGAAACUAUUACAAAUUGAUGAUUUCUGGUUAACAUCUUCAUUACACUUGUACAAUUAUCUUAAUAAUCGUUUCAUAAUUUUCAAUUGUCAAUGUUAUCACAGACAUUAUGAUCCAAUCGAUUUUUACGAAAAUAUUUUCAUCAAGAAACAAUCAUAUUUUGCUUGUAUCGUUUCUAAUGAUGACAGCCGUAUACGACAUAUGUGUUUUCCAAUUAUGCUUGGCUCGAUGAUUGAUUUACACUUACGACCCCAACAUGAAUUAGAUCCUGAUGUAUUUGGAUGUUUCAUCAUUAAUGGUUCAUUAAAAAUUUUACCGAAUUUUCAAACAAAUAAUUUAAAUUCUAUACAUAUUUAUAGUUAUAAAGAUGAACGUUGUGUUCGUUGGGUUGUAAAAACCAGUAGUAAUACAUGUCGUCUGUACUACUCUACAGCAAAAUCAGAACAAGUUUUAUGUGAGUUCACUGAUAGUACAAACUUAAAUAACACUUCAACUGAUGAUGAUUGUUUCUUUUCAUUUUUAGAGUUUGAUAAAAAUGAUCGAAAUGACAACUCCCGUAAAAAAAAUCCUGAUGAUUCGAACAAAGACAAUGAAAAUUGGAUUAACUUCAUUAACCAUGUUAAUCCUUAUAAUUGUAAUGAUACAACAGUAGAAACAUACAUCGACGUAUUUCAAUUAUUGUUGAAAGACUAUCCGCAAAUAGAUGACUUAGCGAAUAAAACUAUUAUAACAGCUCCUAUGAUCCUUUAUCGAGUUGUGACUAUGACUAAGCAUACGAAAUUAAAACAAAUUUUCGAGAGUGGUAAUCUUUUUUACGUUUUAUCAAAGAAAAAACACAUGACAUUAAUUAAAGAUUUUGCGAACAUGUAUUUGAAUAUUGAAGGUCAAAAGCAUGAUAAAAUUCGAUAUACUUUAGAUUUGACAAAGCGGUCAAUUAACCGGCAGACAAGGAAUAGCAAAGCGUUGCUGUACCCACGCGAUGCUGAUUACUUUAUAUGUUACUUAACAUGCAAAGAAAUGAAAGAUGCAGGUGAGACAAUCAGUUUUGCUCAUUAUGUCACUAUCACACUUCCGAUCAAUGAAAAGUUAAUUCAACUAGAGAUAUUCCAAUCUCAUGAAUAUGAUACUCCAGGUGGCUUACGAAUUAUUAUCAAUGGCUUUCUAACUAAUUGUUACGUUGAAAACUCUCUGAUCUCUUUGGUAAACUUUAAGCGACGACUCCCCAUGAUAACAUUUUUUCGCUUAGGUCAUCGGUAUUUAUUCACAUAUACUAAGGGGUAUGUCUUAGUUAAGUACAGCAGUAAGUAUAAUAUAUUUGUGUCGCCAUACGAAGCACAAAAUUUGUUUCCUGACUGUUUCGAUAAUUACUCGCAGUUCAGCCGUUUUGGUUGUUUUGCUCGACAAUUAUCAUCAUCUAUACUAAAAACACCACCUCCAAAAUGCACUGUUACAAUAAAUAAUAUACGAGGUGCAUGUAAUGUGUUAAAUAGUAGAUUUAAAGCCCAAGCUUUUCUUACAUCAAUUGGUUACAAUAGUGCUAUUAUUUAUCAACGUCAUGGAGAAAAUGAACUGCUCUCCCUGAAUAAAAAAUAUUCAAGAAUAUCAUUGUGCAAAAAUAACAAUAAUUCUGAUGGUGGUGAAGGAAAAUUAUUACCUAUCGCUAGAGAAAACCAUAUUGCGUUUGCAUGGCUAAAAUACGCUGAGAGAUGGGAUAUUAAGCCAAAUAAUCAAUCAAUACUUGACAAUUAUUUCAAAGAGUUAGAUGCGACGAUACUUAAGUCCCCGCAAUCAGCCAUACCCCGCGACGGAAGUGAGUUUUUUGGUGUUAUUACCAGUAUGAUUGAUCCAAACGCGGAUGCCAGCAAUGAGUUUUAUUUAGAAUUCUUAAAAUCCAUUUUGCCUACUAAAUAUUUGUUUAUUGAUAAUCGAUUCUCUCUCAUUAUGAACAAUGAUGAAAAUGAAGUUAAUUUGCUUCAUCGGGCUACUGUGAAAACGAUAGCCAAUAUACCCGAAUACAAGCAACAUCUUCGAGUCUUAAUCAACAAUGACAGUAUAGUGAUACCUCUGUAUAAUUAUACACCAUUAACCAUCAGCAGUAUUAAUGAAAUUGAUAAUAGUAGUACAGAAAUAACGUGCAAAUCACCAGAACGCCUACGAAAGAAACGGAAGUACAAUCGUAACAGUUAUACUAUAACAGCACCUCAAAAAUUGUGUAAUAAAUCUUUCAAGUCACAAAGGAUUCAAAAUUCUUCGAUGUUUAAAUCCAUGGAAAUCAUGACAGAAUGUGAAGAUUAUUACAAUUUGUAUACAACCAAGUUGUUCGGUUUGUUAUGCAGCAACGACUACACUGAUCGAAAUACAAAUCAACUAGUAUUAUAUUGUGCUUUUGGAGAUGUCGGUGGUGGCUGUAUUGAAGACGGUAUUAUAUUGGAUAAGACUUUCGUGGCUAAUGCGCCAAAUAAAUUGAUUUCAGUUACAUUAGCUGUAAAAUUUAUGACUCAAGAUUCUGGUUACAAUGCGCAUGAUAAAAAACAUACUCAUUUUCAAUCUGAAAAAAGUAACGCAUCAGUAAAAAAUGAAAACGAUAUAAAUACCGGUCGGAAGAGUAGAAGAAAUAGUAAAUCAUUACAAUCCCUUAAUGUGAAGUAUUCACCAAUCAAUCGUGAAAUAGAUAAGUGUCUUAUCUUUGGAGUAAUUUCAAGUAAUCAAAAACUGCUUACUUUCAAGAGCAAAAAUGUUAAUAUUGUCGAAACUAAUUUGAAAACUCAUAAUUUUUAUGUUAUCUAUUGUGUUGAAUUUACGCACCACGAAAAAACUAUAGAAUCUUACUACAAUGAAAGUACUAAUACGUUAAUAAUUCACUAUCGAUAUAUGAGACCUAUUGGAAUCGAUAUGAAAUUUUGUAACAAACAUGGUCAAAAAGCAAUUGUUUCAUGCGUUCGAGACCUAAGUUAUUACCGUGCUUGGACAAGAAGUGGUAAAUGUAUCCAUCCACAAGUUUUAUAUAGUAUGCAAAGUGUUAUCGGGCGGAUGGCCGCUGGUCAAGUUCAUGAAAUGCUAUCAAAUGAAGAGUGUGGGUUUAGUGAAAAUGGUGAAGUAGUGGCACCUAUGUCAUUUGUAAUUCAUUCUGUAGAAUCUUCAGUUAAAAGUAAAAUAACAGCAGCAUUGAGAAUAGAUUUAAUGACUCAGCAAAAUGGUUUUGAUGCGAAUAUGUGUACUGGAUUAGCUUUAUUAGCUACUACACAACAUGCAGGAAAUUUUACCGAUAGUUAUGCACGACUACAUUAUUUGAAAGAAUUAUUCAAAUUAAAUGGUAUAAAUUUCGAAUUUUUAUAGCAUUGAUAUUGAUUAUAAAAAAUUAAAAAAAAAAAUAUUUUUCUCUAACGUAUGUCAACCUAAUAAAUUCCGUUUUUUUCUGGAAGUUCGCAAAACAAAUAUGUUUAAACAGUUAAAUUUGAUUAGAUUUAAUAUGAAAAAUUUUGAAAAUCCUACCAAGUACUUUAUGCAUAUUUUUGUAACGAAAAUUAUUCUCAUUAAUUUUCAUAGCAGUUAUUAUCAAAGUUUUCAGUUUUUGCAAUAGUGGAAGAAAGAAAUAUAAACGCAAUAGAUAGAGAGAGCUGAAAAUACUCAGAAUUUUUAGUGACAUCAGAAUCCAGCAGCUAAACUCCUCUCCUUUCUCUAAAAU
Molecule: messenger RNA, 3977 nt
Organism: Cotesia glomerata
Lineage: Eukaryota; Metazoa; Arthropoda; Insecta; Hymenoptera; Braconidae
Exons: 2
Coding region: 221-3628 (1135 amino acids)
Biological process (GO): DNA-templated transcription
Molecular function (GO): DNA-directed RNA polymerase activity; DNA binding
Source: RefSeq, a predicted model, not a curated record